This is a messenger RNA of Centrocercus urophasianus (Greater sage-grouse), 1439 nucleotides long. RefSeq names its product adrenoceptor alpha 2B (gene ADRA2B). The transcript has a single exon. Gene Ontology annotation, biological process: adenylate cyclase-activating adrenergic receptor signaling pathway. Gene Ontology annotation, molecular function: adrenergic receptor activity. The record is from RefSeq and is a predicted model, not a curated record. Lineage: Eukaryota; Metazoa; Chordata; Aves; Galliformes; Phasianidae. The coding region runs from base 1 to 1122 and encodes 373 amino acids. Gene Ontology annotation, cellular component: membrane.
AUGCCGAGCCCCGCGGGCGGUUACUCGGUGCAGGCUGCCGCCGCCAUCGCCGCCGCCAUCACCUUCCUGGUGCUGUUCACCAUCGCCGGCAACACCCUGGUGAUCCUGGCCGUGCUGACCAGCCGCUCGCUGCGGGCGCCCCAGAACCUGUUCCUGGUGUCUCUGGCGGCCGCCGACAUCCUGGUGGCCGUCCUCAUCAUCCCCUUCUCGUUGGCCAACGAGCUGCUGGGCUACUGGUACUUCCAGAAGGUGUGGUGCGAGAUCUACCUGGCGCUGGACGUGCUCUUCUGCACCUCCUCCAUCGUCCACCUCUGCGCCAUCAGCCUGGACCGCUACUGGUCCGUCAGCCGUGCCGUGGAGUACAACGCCAAGCGCACGCCGCGCCGCGUCAAGUGCGGCAUCGGCAUCGUCUGGAGCAUCGCCGCCGCCAUCUCGCUGCCGCCGCUGGUCUACAAGGGCGAGAAGAAGGCGGCUCCAGGUGGCCGGCCGCAGUGCAAGCUGAAUGAGGAGGCCUGGUACAUCCUCUCCUCCAGCGUCGGCUCCUUCUUUGCGCCAUGCCUCAUCAUGAUCCUCGUCUACCUGCGCAUCUACCUGAUCGCCCGGCGCCGGCACCGCCGCCAGCCCCACGCCGGCCCCGGGCCCCCCAGAACCGCCCCCGCCGCCCAUGGGGACGCCUUGGGCCCCCGGCCCCUGCCUGCAGACAGGACCUCGCUGCUGGGCUCCAGCGAGCCGGCAGCGGUGCCUGGAGGCUCCCCGCAGCCAUCGAGGCGGCCCAGGGACACUGUGGCCACUGGGACGGGGCGUGUGGUGCUGGCGCCGGCGCUGAGCCCGGCUCCGUGGCGGAGGAAGGCGCAGGCGAACCGGGAGAAGCGCUUCACCUUCGUGUUGGCCGUGGUCAUCGGCGUCUUCGUGCUCUGCUGGUUCCCCUUCUUCUUCCUCUACAGCCUGGGCGCCGUCUGCCCACGGCGCUGCAAAGUGCCUGACGGCGUCUUCCAGUUCUUCUUCUGGAUCGGCUACUGCAACAGCUCCCUCAACCCCGUCAUCUACACCGCCUUCAACCGCGACUUCCGCAGGGCCUUCCGCCGCAUCCUCUGCCGCCGCAGCGCCCGCACGGCGUGGUGAGGGGCUCAGCCCCUCGCUGGCACUCAGCCCCUCCCGCUGCCCGCUGCUCCUUUUCCCCUUUUCCUCCCCUUUCUCCCUUGCCCCCCUCCUUAUUUCUCCUCCCCUUUCCCACCGCCCUGCAGGUUUGGGGCACACGCAGCCCCACAUGUUCCCAUCCCAACAGCGAUGCAUGGGGGCUGCAUUUGGGGGGCGGCGUUUCUCCCCACCUCACACGCUGUGCCUCCCAUGAAAUCAGGGGUGAUUUCCCCCUUCUCCCCAUCUGCCCCACAUCCCGGCGGCUGCCGCCUUUUAACAAUAAAAAGUAUUUUGUAGUCAAA